CCCUCCCUUUCGGUGUCUCUCUCUCUCUCUCUCUUCAUUCAUUGCCUCUGUCAGUGCCGUGUUGUUGACAUACUCACUCCUAGGCAAGAAGAGGAGGCUGGAACCCGGGACCAUGAGGGGUUGCUGCCGCCCGAAGAACGCGCGCGACAGGGCAGUGUGCAUGAAAAAUUCCCCAACCCUCAUCGUGACGGUUGGACUCCCGGCCCGAGGGAAGACGUACAUUUCAAAGAAGCUAACGCGCUACUUGAACUGGAUCGGUGUGCCAACCAAAGAAUUCAACGUGGGCCAGUAUCGUAGGGAGUGUCUGAAAAUCUACAAGUCUUUCGAGUUUUUCCACCCAGAUAAUGAAGAAGGCUUAAAAAUCCGACGUCAGUGUGCGAUGACAGCACUUAACGAUGUUCGACAGUACCUGAGUGUUGAAGGAGGGCAGGUGGCGGUCUUUGAUGCCACAAACACAACCAGAGAGAGACGAGGGACCAUCGUCAAGUUUGCAGAACAGAAUGGUUUCAAGGUGUUCUUUGUGGAAUCUGUGUGUGAAGAUCCAGAUGUCAUUGCACAGAAUAUAGUGCAAGUGAAGCUGGGAAACCCCGACUACAUCCACUGUAACACCGAUGAGGCUGUGGAGGACUUCAUGAAGAGAAUCAAGUGUUACGAGUAUUCUUACCAGCCUCUGGAGGAGGGUCAGGACAGGGACCUGUCCUACAUCAAGAUCAUGGACAUGGGUCGCCGCUUCCUGGUCAACCGUGUCCUCGACCACAUCCAGAGUCGGAUUGUCUACUACCUGAUGAACAUCCACAUUACUCCGCGCUCCAUCUACCUGUGUCGACACGGAGAGAGUGACCUCAACAUCAAGGGACGAAUCGGAGGAGACUCCGGCCUGUCUGCCAGAGGAAAAGAGUUUGCCCAAAGUCUGAGGAAAUUCCUCCUGGAGCAGAAAAUUAAAAACCUGAAGGUGUGGACCAGUCAGAUGAAGAGGACGAUUCAGACGGCCGAGUGUCUGGGAGUGCCGUACGAACAGUGGAAGUCUCUGAAUGAAAUAGACGCCGGCGUGUGUGAGGAGAUGAUGUACGAGGAAAUCCAGGAGCAUUAUCCCCUGGAGUUCGCGAUGAGGGACCAGGACAAAUACCGGUACCGAUAUCCCAAGGGGGAGUCCUAUGAAGACCUAGUGCAGCGUCUAGAGCCGGUGAUCAUGGAGCUGGAGAGACAGGAGAACAUUCUAGUCAUUUGUCACCAGGCUGUGAUGAGAUGUCUGCUGGCAUACUUCCUGGACAAAACUGCAGAUGAGUUGCCUUAUCUCAAGUGUCCUUUACACACGGUGUUAAAGUUGACUCCUGUGGCCUACGGGUGUAAAGUGGAGUCGGUCUGUUUAAGCGUGGACGCUGUGAACACUCACAGAGACAGACCUGAGAACGUGAAUGUGCGACGCAGCACCGAAGACGCUCUGCAAACCGUUCCAGCUCACUUUUAAUCCCGAUUCAGCCGUGACCUGCUCAUACAGCACCGAACUGGGUCACAGCAACGAUGCUCAACAACUGCCCCGUGGGGCAGAUUCACCAUAGUCUUUCCAGACUGUAACUAUGAAGCACUUUUAGUGAAGAAAAAAAAAAGAAAAAAAAAAACACGUGAUAAUUAACUUUUUUUAUACAUUGCAUUUUGAUGUGACGUGUCCGGUUACUGUAGCUCCAAACUAUUUUUAUAUUUCACUUUUUCUUGGUCAACUUUGUUGAUAUUCUCUGAACUGUCAAGUUUACUGUCGUUAUGAUAUUAUGUACAUUAUGCACUAUGUAAAUGUCCAUGUUUCAACUCGUUUUUCGUCAAACAAAAACAAAACGACGGCUAAGUCUAAAUCAGUCUAAUUUUGAAAUCCCUAAUUUGUGGGUAAAAGACAUUUCUCAUUCAAAACAGUGCAUGAAGAAAGUUUUUUUUUUUGGAAAGUAUGAAUACAUUAAGGUUACGAAAGGACUAAUUCAUGGAGACAAUUAUUAGAAAAUCCAAAUGUAUUUCCGUCACUGAGUUCAUGGAGUUUGUGAAAACACAUGUAAAACUGAUCUGUAACUGAAGAAAACAUCUAUGAGAUACUGACCCUAAAGAAACUGCAAUAUAAAAUUAACUACUGUGAAAAGUUUACUCAUAUACGUGUUGUAACAAAUCACGUUAAAUGAUUUCUAUGGUUUGUUCACUUUUGAGACCACUGCACCUUUUUUUCUUGUUAAUGUUACACCUUUGAUAUUGUGAAAUUUUAAUGCCUUGUUGUUUCCAUAAAUAACAAAUAAACAUAUGACGAGUGAGGGCUGCUUCACACAAAAAACCCCAUCCUGUUACAUAAUGGAUAUGAAUAAUAAUGUUUUUAUUUAUCUUCACUGACAGCAAGUAUUUGACUUUAAACCAUUUAUAAUAGGUUUCCCUCUGUGUAUUAAAAAGAAACAACAUGAAACGUUGAUGAUUGCCCUCGUGUCAAUAAAAUAUAGCAAAUAUGAAAUGUGCAUACGUAGGGCAUUUAAAAAAACUACUAAAAAAAA
This is a messenger RNA of Cynoglossus semilaevis (tongue sole), 2519 nucleotides long. RefSeq names its product 6-phosphofructo-2-kinase/fructose-2,6-bisphosphatase 4-like. Gene Ontology annotation, molecular function: 6-phosphofructo-2-kinase activity; ATP binding; fructose-2,6-bisphosphate 2-phosphatase activity. Gene Ontology annotation, biological process: fructose metabolic process; fructose 2,6-bisphosphate metabolic process. The transcript is spliced from 14 exons. Lineage: Eukaryota; Metazoa; Chordata; Actinopteri; Pleuronectiformes; Cynoglossidae. The coding region runs from base 113 to 1468 and encodes 451 amino acids. The record is from RefSeq and is a predicted model, not a curated record. Gene Ontology annotation, cellular component: cytosol.